This is a messenger RNA of Ramularia collo-cygni, 1506 nucleotides long. RefSeq names its product probable acyl-CoA dehydrogenase family protein. The record is from RefSeq and is a predicted model, not a curated record. Gene Ontology annotation, molecular function: acyl-CoA dehydrogenase activity; flavin adenine dinucleotide binding; heme binding. The coding region runs from base 1 to 1506 and encodes 501 amino acids. The transcript has 2 exons. Lineage: Eukaryota; Fungi; Ascomycota; Dothideomycetes; Mycosphaerellales; Mycosphaerellaceae.
AUGUCCAAGUACAUUGCCAGAGCAGAAGUUGCCCAGCACAAAGAUCUUGACGACAUAUGGAUCAUUAUUGACUGCGGAGUGUACGACCUAACCGAUUUUGUGGAUGCGCAUCCUGGCGGGUCUGUCGCCUUGAAAGAGGUCGCCGGAAAUGAUGCUACGGAAGCCUUCUACAGUCUGCAUCGUCAUGAGAUACUGAAGAGGUAUGCCGGUCUGAGGAUAGGCAUGGUGCCCGAUGAGACGCCUGCUAUUGUUGUUCCCGGUCCCGGAGAGUUGAGUUCUGUUCCCUAUGCCGAGCCAUUGUGGCUCAGUAAAAAGUUCAACUCACCCUACUAUAACGACAGCCAUCGGCGAUAUCAGAGGGCUCUACGAAAAUUUGUCGAGGAAGAGAUGACGCCGGAAGCACUGCAGAAGGAGCAAAGUAGGGAGUAUAUCAGCCAGGAACUUACUGAUAAAAUGGCCGACAACAACAUCCUCGCCUGUCGUCUUGGGCCUGGCAAGCAUCUCCAUAACAGAAAGAUUCUGGGGGGUGUCGUAGAUGGACGGGAAUUCGAUUGCUUCCACGACCUCAUUACCUGCCAAGAAAUGGCCCGUAUUUUGCAACGAGGGUUCCAGGAUGGGAACUUCUCGGGAAUGUCAAUCUCCCUAUCGGCUGUAAAUUCAUGGGCCAAAAAGGAGUUGAAAGACAAAAUCUUGAGUGAGGUCUUGUCUGGCAAGAAGAAAAUAGCCUUGGCAGUGACAGAGGCGUACGCUGGAUCUGAUGUGGCUGGCAUCAGGACGACCGCGGAAUUGAACGGCGAUGGCACGCAUUACAUCGUCAAUGGGACCAAAAAGUGGAUUACAAAUGCUUGCAAGACCAAAGCAGGCUACACAGUUCUUGUCGUGCCGAAAGACUCCACCGUAACAUGCAGAGCAAUCAAGACCGCAUAUUCAUCUACAGCGGGAACAACCUUUGUGGAGUUCAACAACACCAAGGUACCACGCGGCUACCUCCUCGGGCAAGAAGACAAGGGGUUUGAAGUCAUAAUGAGCAAUUUCAAUCAUGAGAGAUGGAUGAUGGCAUGCAUGGUAACCCAAACCGGGCGCACAGUGGUGGAAGAAAGCCUUGAAUGGGCACACCAACGGCACGUCUUCGGCGCACCUCUCAUAAAGCAGCCAGUGGUGCGCUCAAAGCUCGCAAGAAUGAUCAGUCUCACCGAGGCCAACCAAGCCUGGACCGAACAAAUUACUCGCCAAAUGAAGGAGCUUUCGUAUCAUGAUCAAGCCAAGUACUUGGCUGGCCCCAUCGCCCUCCUCAAAACAUUCACGACUCGUGGAGCACACGAGAUUGCGAAUGAUGCUGUACACAUUUUCGGUGGCCGCGGUCUCACGCAGACGGGAAUGGGUCGCGUGGUUGAGAUGUUCAGCCGCACUUACAAGUACGAUGCAAUUCUUGGUGGGAGUGAGGCAGUGCUCGAGGAUCUUGCUGUUCGACAGGCAACAAAGCUCAUGCCAAGAGCGGUGUUAUAG